Messenger RNA from Staurois parvus, 326 nucleotides. The record is from the annotation of a GenBank genome assembly. Lineage: Eukaryota; Metazoa; Chordata; Amphibia; Anura; Ranidae.
GAGUACGGAGUAGUGGCCAUUGGUUGGGAUGAGUAUGGAGUAGUGGCCAUUGGUUGGGAUGAGUACGGAGUAGUGGCCAUUGGUUGGGAUGAGUACGGAGUAGCGGCCAUUGGUUGGGAUGAGUACGGAGUAGCGGCCAUUGGUUGGGAUGAGUACGGAGUAGCGGCCAUUGGUUGGGAUGAGUACGGAGUAGCGGCCAUUGGUUGGGAUGAGUACGGAUGGCCAUUGGUUGGGAUGAGUACGGAGUAGUGGCCAUUGGUUGGGAUGAGUACGGAGUAGUGGCCAUUGGUUGGGAUGAGUACGGAGUAGUGGCCAUUGGUUGGGAU